AUGUUGUCCUUCCAAGCUCCCGCACCUUCCACUGUUGUUGCAGCAAGAAACACCGAUGACCUACAAGCUCUCCUCUCCAUCAAGGCUCAUUUAUAUCCAUCUGAAUCCUUGUCCUUGUGGGGUGGUGAAAACCAAACCAUGCACUAUUGCAAAUGGCUAGGCGUGAAGUGUGGUAGCCCUCAACACCCUAAGAGAGUCACGGCCCUGGACCUAGACUCUCUUAACUUAGCUGGCAAAAUAUCACCUGAUAUAGGGAACCUUACCUUCCUCCAGAGGCUCAACCUCUCUAGUAACCAAUUGCAGGGAUGUAUCCCCCAAGAGUUUGGCCGCCUGUCCAACCUUCAGUUUCUCAUUUUGAUGGAUAAUGCUUUUGAAGGCGCUAUUCCCACAAGCCUAGCCAAUUGCUCCAAUCUUGUGCUCCUAAGCCUAGAUGGUAACAAGCUAGUAGGGGAGAUCCCGAUGGAGCUUGGAAGUCUUCCUAAGCUUUCUGCCCUCCUCCUCGCUGGAAACAACCUCACGGGGGUCAUCCCUCCCUCCUUGGGGAAUCUCUCACAUCUGGUAGGCAUCGACCUGUGGGAGAACAAUCUAAGUGGACAAAUUCCCUCGAGUCUUGGACGACUUGUCCGCUUAAAAUAUUUCACUGUAACUAGCAAUAGAUUAGCAGGAGAGAUCCCAUCCUCUUUUCUUAACUUAUCUUCUCUUUGUGAAUUCUAUGUUGGAGAUAACAAGUUCUCAGGGGUGCUCCCAUCCAAUAUUGGCAACAUGCUCCCUAGGCUUCAAGUCUUGCAAGCAUUUAGUAACGAGUUUGGAGGGCCCAUCCCUAUUUCACUGCCAAAUGCUUCUAGGCUUGAACAAAUUGUUUUAUGUGACAACAAAUUGAGUGGCCCAGUGCCCAAGAAUAUUGGUAUGUUACGAAAUCUAAUUUCGGUGAGCCUCUGCAACAAUCUAUUGGAAGCCAAGCAAGGCGAGGAUUGGCAAUUUCUGACAUCCUUAGCCAAUUGCAGCAAUCUGAAAACAUUGGAUCUAUCCAACAACAUGCUAGAAGGCAUGCUGCCAAUCUCAAUCGCCAACCUAUCCACUCAACUGACAUGGCUAGGCUUGGGAGGGAAUCGAAUAAAUGGAAAUAUUUCUGCAGAGAUUGGACGUUAUAUCAACUUACACAUGCUUCUCAUGGAUCGGAUGCUUCUCACAGGUAUUACUCAUUCCAUGAUGACAAAGACUGAUGACUUUGAUGUGAUAAGAAGUGUGAUUCCUGCAACUAUUGGGAAGCUUCAGAAACUAGAGAAAUUGUUCUUAAACGAGAACCAAUUCACAGGAGCUCUUCCAUCCUCUCUGGGUGACCUAACUCAGUUGCUGGAACUCCAUUUAGAUCAAAACAGUCUGCAAGGAGGAAUACCCUCAAGUUUCAAAAACCUACAAAAGUUGGAACUAUUGGAUCUCUCACACAACAAGCUUUAUGGCUCCUUACCCAAAGAAAUAGCAGACCUUGCUGCCCUGACACAUUACCUUAACUUGUCACAUAACUCAUUGAUUGGGCCCUUGCCAUCGGAAGUUGGCAGACUGAAGAAUCUUGAAACUUUGGAUGUUUCCGAAAAUAAAUUGUCAGGAGAGAUUCCUGGCGCACUCUCAGAAUGUCAGGUCUUGCAGUACCUCUAUAUGCAAGGCAACUAUUUUCAGGGGGUCAUUCCAACUUCUUUGAGCUCUUCGAAUAGUUUCAUUGUAUUAGAUCUCUCUCGCAAUAACUUGUCCGGGUCCAUUCCGGAAUCUUUUGAGGGCUGCCAGCAUUUGCAGCUUCUGAAUCUCUCCUUCAAUGAUCUCGAUGGUCGAGUACCAAAUGCAGGGAUCUUUCUAAAUGCAAGCUUGGUUUCAGUCAUCGGAAACUCCAACUUAUGUGGAGAAAACCAUGAGUUGGACUUGCACACGUGUCCCAACCAAGAGUUCAGAAAACCACAUGAGUCUCAUGCACUCGGAGUGGUCAUCACGAUUGGAAUUGUGGUACCUCUAGUUGUUGUGUUCUUCUGGGCUAUUAGACCUCGGAAACCAAGGAGCAAGAUAUCUUUGCCUUUGCACCCCUUAGAGGGCAGGUACCAAAGGACCACAUUUGCUGAGCUAGCCAGAGCAACUGAUGGGUUCUCCAUGGCUAAUCUAAUCGGAGAGGGAAGUUUUGGUUGUGUGUACAAGGGAGUGGUGAAUUUUGAGCCAAAAGAGGUAGCUAUUAAAGUACUCCAUCAUCAUCAACGAGAGGCUUUAAAGAUCUUCCAAGCUGAAUGCAAAAUCUUGAGAAGCAUUCGGCAUCGAAAUCUCCUUAAGAUCUUGACUGUCUGCUCUAGCUUCGAUCGCAAUGGUAAUGUUUUCUUGGCAAUUGUUACUGAGUUAUUGCCGAAUGGGAGUUUAGACAACUGGCUGCACCCGAGAGUGGAUGGGGAGGAGGUGUUGCAUAAGUUGACCCUUCUUCAAAGAAUGAACAUAGCAAUCGAUGUGGCUUCGGCUUUGGAAUAUCUCCAUCACUACAGUGGCACACCAAUUGUUCAUUGUGAUUUGAAGCCAAGCAAUAUUCUUCUCGACGAGGAUAUGGUUGCUCAUGUGUGCGACUUUGGACUUGCAAAAUUUCUGAUGACACCAUCCUAUGGGGAUUCUUCUCUGGUGACAAGCCACACAAUUGGAAUAAAAGGAUCCAUUGGAUAUGUUGCUCCAGAGUAUGGCAUGGGCAGCAAAGUCUCUACUCAAGGGGAUGUGUACAGUUAUGGAAUACUUCUGCUGGAGAUGUUAACUGGACUAAGACCCACUGAUGAUAGAUUUAAAGAUGGUCUAGACCUUCAUACUUUUGUAAAGAUGGCAUAUCCCCAACGUGUAAUGGAUAUACUAGACCCGGCUCUACUCUUGCACGAGGAGAAUGGAAUAAAUAUAUCCCAUGGUCGAAGCGCAAUCUUUGCAAGAGAGAAGGCAAAUAAUUGCUUGCUGUCAAUCAUUAAAAUAGGUCUGUGGUGUACUGAGAAAUCACCACAACAACGAAUGAAGUUGGGAGACGUCAUCAAAAUAAUGCAUGCCUCUAGGGAGACACUUCUAGGAGAUCUAUACUAA
Molecule: messenger RNA, 3081 nt
Organism: Elaeis guineensis (African oil palm)
Lineage: Eukaryota; Viridiplantae; Streptophyta; Magnoliopsida; Arecales; Arecaceae
Source: RefSeq, a predicted model, not a curated record